ACACCACACCACACCACUCCGGCCGCGCACGGGUUGAUCGCCGAAAAGAGCUUUUUUUCCUCCUCCUCCUCCUCCUCCUCGGUGAUCUGCCUCGCUGGGGCAUCUCUAAAAGCAUCCGACGCCGCCGCCACCACCAGCAGCAGGAUCGCCACCAACGAGCGACGACGAGGAGGAGGAGGAGCGAUCGGCCCGAGGGGGGAGAAGACCGGAGGAGACGACGAUGAAGAAGUGCCCGUCCGAGCUGGACUUCGAGGCGUUCUUCCACGGCGGGAGUGGGGAGGCCGCCGACGCCGACGAGCAGAAGCCCGCCGGGCACGCCGGCUCGCACCCGCUGUUCGGGAUGUUCUCCGCCGCCGACCUCUCCGCCUUCGGCUUCGCCGACUCGAGCACCAUCACCGGGGGCAUUCCCAACCACAUAUGGCCCCAGUCCCAGAGCCUCAACGCACGGCAUCCUGCGGUCUCCACGACAAUUGAGUCGCAGUCAUCAAUUUGUGCAGCAGCAAGUCCCACAUCAGCCACCAAUCUGACUAUGAAGGAGAGUCAAACUCUGGGAGGCACAAGUGGCUCGGAUUCUGACAGCGAGUCGUUGUUCGAUAUAGAGGGAGGUCCAUGCGAACAAAGCACAAACCCAUUGGAUGUGAAGAGAAUGAGAAGGAUGGUGUCCAACAGGGAGUCUGCUCGGCGAUCAAGGAAGAGAAAGCAAGCUCACUUAGCCGACCUCGAGUCACAGGUUGACCAGCUCCGGGGCGAAAACGCGUCGCUUUUCAAGCAAUUGACAGAUGCCAGCGGGCAGUUCACAACCGCGGUCACGGACAACAGGAUCCUCAAAUCAGACGUCGAGGCCCUCCGUGUCAAGGUGAAGAUGGCGGAGGACAUGGUGGCGCGGGGGGCGAUGUCGUGCGGGCUCGGCCACCUCGGCGGGCUGUCGCCGGCGCUGAACGCCCGGCAGCGCUGCGUCCCGGACGUGCUCGCCGGGCUGGACUACGCCGGCGACGACCCCUUCACGGGGCUGUCCCCGCCGGACCAGGGCCAGAUGCCAGGCGGCGAGGUGGUCGACGGCUGCUGGGGCUGGGACUCCCACUCCAACGGCGGCAUGUCCAAGUGAACGAACGAACUACAACUGUCGGUGUCAAUGUGCCAUGCCAUGUCAGCUCAGGCUCAGCCUCAGCCUCAGCCUCAGCUACGUAUAAAUGUGAUGUCAAGUGAACGGACUUGAGUUUUUCAGAGUCCUUGUGUCGUGUCGUGUCGUCCUGUAAUAGAACUGACGUAACUAUAUAAUGCUACUAUAUAUGCUAAGAGACUUGAACUACGAAGUAUAAAUGUUGUGCAAUUUACUACUUUUUCUU
Oryza brachyantha (malo sina) is the source of this 1346-nucleotide messenger RNA. Its product is annotated as bZIP transcription factor RISBZ4-like. Gene Ontology annotation, biological process: regulation of DNA-templated transcription. The record is from RefSeq and is a predicted model, not a curated record. Lineage: Eukaryota; Viridiplantae; Streptophyta; Magnoliopsida; Poales; Poaceae. Gene Ontology annotation, molecular function: DNA-binding transcription factor activity. Bases 221 to 1105 code for a protein of 294 amino acids. The transcript is spliced from 6 exons.